UUCAAAUGAUUGGAAAAAUAUAUCUAUGAUAUUAGCCAAUCAUGAAAAAAGCAGCGAUCAUUUGACAAGCUUCCAAGCGUGGAAAGAAUUCGAACUUAGGUUGAAAAAAAAUAAAUCUAUUGACGAAAGCAAUUUACAUAUUAUUAGACAAGAGGAAAAAUACUGGCAACAAAUUUUAGAAAGACUAAUUGCUUUAAUACGGGUUCUUGGAGCACAAAAUUUAGCAAUUCGCGGAAAAAAUGAACGAUUAUUUACUGCUGGUAAUGGUAAUUUUCUUAAAUUUGUAGAAUACCUGGCUUUGUUUGAUCCUGUUAUGCAUGAACACCUCAGGAAAAUUACUAAUAAAGAGAUACAUGUACAUUACCUAGGAAAAGAAAUACAAAAUGAACUCAUUAGUCUUUUAUCUGCUGCUGUACAAGAAAAAAUUCUUGCUUCUGCCAAGGCUGCUAAAUACUUUGCCUUAAUUCUAGAUUGCACUCCCGAUGUGAGCCAUGUUGAACAAAUGACGAUUAUUAUUCGAUUUGUAGAUAUAAUAAACGCCAAUAAAUGUGAAAUUAAAGAACAUUUUUUGGGAUUUCUACCUCUUACUGAGACAACUGGCAUCAGUAUAACUGAACAAAUUCUUGAAAAAUUGAAAGAAAUGGGAUUGUCAAUAGCAAACCUACGUGGACAAGGGUAUGAUAACGGCAGUAAUAUGAAGGGCAAAAAUAAGGGUGUACAGCGGAAAAUUUUAGAUAUUAAUCCCAGAGCUUUUUUUGUACCCUGCAAUUCUCACUCUCUAAAUCUUGUUGUAAAUGAUGCUGCUAAGUGUUGUUUAAAUGCCACGUCUUUUUUUAAUUUGGUACAAAGUAUAUACGUAUAUUUCUCUUCUUCGACACAACGUUGGGCAGUUCUAUUACGUAACGUACCAAAUUUAACACUAAAACCACUGAGCGAUACAAGAUGGGAAAGUCGAAUAGAUGCAUUGAAACCACUUCGAUAUCAGUUGUGUAAUGUACAUGAUGCUCUCAUGGAUAUUUACGAAGAUACUACUUUGACAGGACCAUCUGGUAACUUAUCACGAGUAGAGGCUCAAGGACUUGCUAAGAAAAUUUCAGAUUACAACUUUAUUGUAUCCUUGAUUGUGUGGCAUAACAUUCUUUUCGAAAUUAACAUAACCAGUAAACUACUCCAAUCUAAGGAUUUUGAUUUGCAUGCUGCUACAAAGCAGCUGCAUGUAACAAAAACAUUUCUUGAGAACUGCAGAAGUGAUUUAGGUUUUGAAAAAAUGUUAAUAGAAGCAAGGGAACUUGCCGAAGAGCUCGAUAUUCCUCCAGUAUUUGAAUCGGUGUCCAAACCAGCUCGAUUGGGAAGAAAAAAAAAUCAAUUUUUAUACGAAGCAAAAGAUGAGCCUGUUCUAAAUGCAACGCAAAAAUUUAAAGUAAAUUUUUAUUUUGCUAUUCUUGAUACUGCGAUCAAUUCUGUUGAUGAAAGGUUUUCCCAAUUGCAACAAAUUAAUUCUACAUUUGGUUUUCUUUAUGAUUUGCAAAAAUUAGAGAAUGAAUCACACAAUAAUAUUUUAAAAAAUUGCUCGAAUUUAGAAAAAUGUCUAACGUAUGAAGAUUCAAAGGAUAUUGAUGCUUUUGAGUUGUGCAGUGAAUUGCAAGCUAUUGCAAGAAGAGUGCCGAAAAACGCGAACCCACAGGAUGUAAUUAAUUAUAUAUGUAAUUGCAACCUUUUAGACAGCAUGCCAAAUUUAGUCAUUGCUCUUCGUAUUUUAUUAACCCUUCCUGUUUCUGUAGCCAGUGGUGAGCGCAGUUUUUCUAAAUUGAAACUGAUAAAAACAUAUAUACGAUCUACAAUGACUCAAGACAGACUUGUUGCGUUGUCAACUUUAUCAAUAGAACAAGAUAUCGCUCAAACUAUUGAUUUAAAAGAACUAACUUCUACUUUCUCUAAGAUAAAAGCAAGAAAAAUGAAAAUGUAAGUUGUAUCGAUUCCUUUAAAACUUAUAUGGAUGAAACCUCUCAUUGCAGUACUAAAUUUUAGAUUUGACUACAUUUGGCUAUAUUUGUCUAUUGCAGAAAACUAAUUUGAAAUCUGGACGUAUACAGUUUUCUGCAGUGAAUAAUACGAUUAAAUGUAGCCAAAUCAGGAAUUUUUACAGGACUAUGUUCCCUUGAAAUUGGUGCAAUUUAUAAAUAAUAAUAAACAAUUUAAAAAAUUAUAAGAAAUAUAAAGUUAUUUAACAAAAUCAUUUUAAA
Molecule: messenger RNA, 2243 nt
Organism: Solenopsis invicta (red fire ant)
Lineage: Eukaryota; Metazoa; Arthropoda; Insecta; Hymenoptera; Formicidae
Product: zinc finger MYM-type protein 1-like
Exons: 1
Coding region: 26-1966 (646 amino acids)
Molecular function (GO): protein dimerization activity
Source: RefSeq, a predicted model, not a curated record